Camellia sinensis is the source of this 897-nucleotide messenger RNA. RefSeq lists its product as uncharacterized. The record is from RefSeq and is a predicted model, not a curated record. NCBI's taxonomy places the organism in Eukaryota, Viridiplantae, Streptophyta, Magnoliopsida, Ericales, Theaceae.
AUGGAACUGAAGGACAUGGGAAGGAUGGUGAAGGGUCGAAGGGAGAAAAAAGGAAAGAUUAGAAGACUAAUUGUUGUCAGGAAGAUUGAUAUUGUUCUUCUCCCAAGAGACGAAGUGGGGGAUGGUUGUAGGGUAAGAUUUUGGGAGGAUAUGUGGUGUGACAGCUACUGUUUGAGAGUUGAAUUUCCUAGAUUGUUCAGCUUGUUAAAGGAAAAGAAAGGAGCACUUAGAUUGUUUGCUGAUCUAAAAGCAAUCUCAGGGGAGUGGAAUUUAUCAUUUAGAAGAGAGUUGCUUGAAUGGGAAAGAGCGGAUUUGCUGAUAUUGGUUUCUGUUAUCUCAUCUAGCCCUUUAAUUAGUUUGGAGAUCAUUGAUUACCCAAAGUGGACAGCCACAUCAUCAGGUCUCUUUUCAGUAGCUUCAAUGUACAAGCUCUGUUCAAGUGGUGUUGGAAAUCAUCAGAGUGCUAAUAGAAUGCUUUGGAAUAAGGUUUUACCCCCUAAAGUCCAAUUUUUUGGUUGGCUUGCUUGGAAGCAUAAGGUUAAGACCUCUGUGUUCCUUCAGACAAUUGGGGUCUUGUCUGGAGGAACAUCUACCUUGUGUUGCUUUUAUAAGCAUGAUGAGGUGUCGGUGUUACAUGUGCUCCUUCAUUGCCAUUUUGUGUGGAAGUGGUGGGAGGGUGGUAAGUUUAAGAAGAAAGGGAAGGUGAUUUGGAGAUGUGUCCCUCUUGUAACCCUUUGGUCUCUAUGGAAGCUAAGAAAUGACUGUGUAUUCAACAAUGCAGAAGCUAAUGUAAAGAUUCUCUCUGAACUUGUUAAAUAUAGAGUGGCUCUUUGGCUCAGAACAGUAUAUUGGGAGUGGCAGUAUCCUAUAUGUGACUUUGUAUACAAUCUCAAUUAG